AAAUCAAUUUAUGACAAGAUCAAAGCACAGUUUCACUGUGUGGCUUUUGUCUCCGUGGGUCAGAAUCCUAAUUUGAAGAAAGUCUUCAAAGAUAUAUUCUAUGACCUUGAUAACAAAAUAUUCAGUAACAUUCAUAAUACAGAAAAGGAUGAAAGGAUUCUCAUGAAUGAACUCCGUGAAUUUCUUGCGGACAAAAGGUACCUCAUCAUAAUCGAUGAUAUAUGGGAAGAAGAAACAUGGAAAUGUAUAAACUGGGCUUUCUCAAGAAACAGUCUCAGUAGCCGGAUAAUCACAACAACACGCAAAGUCGGUGUCGCUCAAGCAUGUCUCUCUUCUGUUGAUGACAUAAUUCAUGAAAUGAAACCUUUGUCUGCUGGAGACUCACAGAUACUCUUCUAUAGAAGAAUAUUUCAAUGUGAGAACAGCUGUCCAGAUGAACUACAGAAAGUAUCUAAAGACAUAUUGAAGAAAUGUGGUGGUGUGCCUUUAGCCAUCAUUACUAUCGCUAGUCUUUUGGUUAGUAAUCAACAGGUAAAACAAAAGGAUGAGUGGUUCCAUUUGCUCAGCUCUAUUGGCCGUGGACUUACAGAAGGUGCUACCGUGGAUAACAUGAAUAACAUAUUGUUGUUAAGCUAUUAUGAUUUGCCUUGUCACCUGAAGACUUGUUUUCUAUAUCUUAGCAUAUUUCCAGAAGAUUUUGAGAUUGAGAAAGAGUGGCUGAUAUGGAGGUGGAUAGCUGAAGGUUUUAUCCAGCGGGGAAAAAAAGGAAGUACUAUGUUUGAGGUUGGAGAAACAUACUUCAGUGAGCUCGUGAAUAGAAGCUUGAUCAUGCCACAACAAUUAAAUAGCGAGGAAGAGGUGAUAUCUUGCCGUAUACAUGACAUGGUGCUUGAUCUCAUAUAUUCAUUGUCAAGUGAAGAAAACUUUGUCACUGUGUUAGACAAUACUAGGCAGUACAUGCCUAAUCUGCAUAGCAAAGUUCGAAGAUUAUCACUGCAAAAUAGCACGGUGAAACUCGACGAUCAUCAGUUUGAUGUGUCAAAAGUCAGGUCAUUUGCUAUUUUUCCUCCUGCUACCGGUUAUUGGUUGGCAUCUCUUUCAAGUUUGCAGUAUUUACGUAUACUGGAACUAGGAGAUGUUAGAGUUUACUCUUUUGGGUGCAGAGUGGACAGUAGCCAUGGUUUUAGUGUCGAGCAUAUUACCAAUUUAUUUCACCUAAGGCAACUAGUGAUCAACGACUCAGAUGUUAAGGAACUCCCACAUGACAUAGGCAAGUUACGGUUUUUGCAGUCACUGGACAUAAGUAGAUCUGGUAUAAAAGAGAUACCUGCAAGUUUUGUUCAGCUACAACAUUUGAUACGUCUGUGUCUCGGUGAAGGAACAGUACUGCCAAAAGGAUUUGGGAACUUGACAUCCCUUGAAGUGCUGAAAGGAAGAGAAGUGUCAUUCUCAUCUAUUGGCACUGUUAAAGAGCUGCCCAACCUGACAGAGUUAAGGGUGCUCCAUCUUUCCUCCAACCUGACAGACUUUAGGAUGCCCCAUCUUUCCUGUGAUGAAAUGGACAAGAGCACAGCUCUGAUGGAGUCUCUUGGCAGCUUGCGCAAACUGCAAUCUGUGCAGAUUGAUGGAAGAAGCGGGCUGGUGAAACUAAUGGGUGCGCGCUGGGUGCCCCCUCCACGCCUCCGCAGUUUUUUGUCACGGGAUAAAUUCUUGACACUGCCGAAAUGGAUUAAUUUAACAUCACUUCCUCACCUCUCCUCUCUGUACAUAAGUGUGAUAAAUUUGCACAAGGAUGACAUCAACAUUAUUGGGAUGCUUCCUGCUCUUCGCUACCUCUUCCUGCAUGCUCUAACUGAAGACAAGUUUCCUUUAUCGGUCGUGAGGGCCGGUGCAUUCCCAUCUGCCAUAGAGUGCGCGUUCCGUGGAAUUAUAACUUGGCCGUGUCUGUUUGCACCUGGAAGUAUGCCAUGGCUUAAGCGUCUUUCCAUGGGGAUGACCUAUCAUGUGAACUACCAAAGUGGUGAGGUUGAUGUGAGCAUGGCGCACCUCCCUUGUCUUGAGCGUGUCGCUGUUUAUUCUUGGGGUGGUAGCAACGCUCGUGCUGCGCUGAUGCAUGCAUGGGAGGCCCACCCCAACCUUCCCACCGUUGAGUUCUGGAGAUGCAAGGAAUACUGCGUUGAUGGCUACUACGCGGUGCCGCACAUCAACAUGCUAUUACACGAGCUCAUGCCCAACGGUAGCCUCAACGGCAUCCUCCACGGGAAGAAGGAGGAGGAGAAGCAGGCGCUCCUGGACUGGCCAGCAAGAGUACUUCGAGACCAGGAGGGCGACAGCUACGGCGUCGUCUUGCUUGAGCUUCUCACUGGGAAAAGGCCGACUGACGAAUCCUUCCUCGAGAACGGCACACGGCUCGUCACCUGGUUAUAG
Lolium rigidum is the source of this 2427-nucleotide messenger RNA. Its product is annotated as disease resistance protein RGA5-like. Gene Ontology annotation, molecular function: ADP binding. Lineage: Eukaryota; Viridiplantae; Streptophyta; Magnoliopsida; Poales; Poaceae. The transcript is spliced from 6 exons. The record is from RefSeq and is a predicted model, not a curated record. The annotation marks the transcript as partial. Gene Ontology annotation, biological process: defense response to other organism.